CAACACUAAAGAUUUCCUCCCCACAGCUUACAGCCUCAGCUAGCCACUAAGAGCUGCAUUACCCCUCCAUAUGUUGCCAACUCAGCUGAGUGGGUAGGGUAUUUAAGUCAUAUCACCUCUUGAAAUCUCACUCAAACCAGUAAUUCCAUCUCUCAUUCCCUCCCUCGUUACAGACAACUCCCCAAAAACAAUCACCAUGUCUUUCCAUGAAUCCUGUGUAGACAUCCGCAUCGAAGUCCGUGGUGACCACACCGUCCUUCUCGCCGGCGCUGGAAUUGGUGACGACGCAUACGAACCCGCAGAGCUGAACCUCGACGAAUUUAUCGGCAACUCAGACGGUUAUUUUGCGCGGGACGGUGACAGUAACUCAUUCACCGAAAGCGCUGAGAACAUCGACUUGAGUUUCCGCGACGAUGGUGUUUGGUUGGAGGCGGAUCUGCUCAAUGCUGAAGGCGGGGAAAGAGAGCGUCAGGGAAUCAACCUGUCCGAAUGGAUUGAGAACCAGGACGGACAACUGGUGGCUAUCUGAUUCUAAAUGUGAUAUUAGGCUGCUACCUGCAUAAACAGUCAUGUAUUGGCUCAAUUUUUUCUUGAUUUAGUUCUCCAAGUGCUUCCCUCAAGACCAGUCAUAUUAUUCAGUGGGUUCACACUGCGGAAGGAAGGUUUCCCCCUGGGCUUAGUGUCCUAUAUGUUAUAGUGGAUUAGUUUAAUGGAAAAUACAGGGUUAGAUAGUUGGGAA
Molecule: messenger RNA, 739 nt
Organism: Aspergillus candidus
Lineage: Eukaryota; Fungi; Ascomycota; Eurotiomycetes; Eurotiales; Aspergillaceae
Product: CVNH domain-containing protein
Exons: 2
Coding region: 197-529 (110 amino acids)
Source: RefSeq, a predicted model, not a curated record